This is a messenger RNA of Dentiscutata erythropus, 728 nucleotides long. The record is from the annotation of a GenBank genome assembly. NCBI's taxonomy places the organism in Eukaryota, Fungi, Glomeromycota, Glomeromycetes, Diversisporales, Gigasporaceae.
CUGACAUAUCUGAUAAUUUUGUUAAUGAUAUCGAGAAUACACUUAAAAUUUCGAACGAAAUUGAAAGUAAAAAGGCUCUAGAAAACCUUUUUGAUUAUUAUGGCAUUUACGUUUUCACGAAGUUCACUCUUGGAGGUAUUAUCACAAUUAGAGAUUGGUUAAACGUAUCUAAUGAAAGCAAGACAUAUUUAAAGAGCUAUAUAAAAUGGGGAAUUGAUUGUGGGAAAGGACAAACUUCUGAAAUUUUUGAAGAUGUACCACUUGAUAAAAUACCUCUACUUGAAACUGACGGCGAAAUGGAUACCCUUGGCGACUUAUACAACUGGUUUACGAGAAUAUAUGAUCUCGAAUUUGCUAAAGUUAUAUCUUACGGAAAGCUAAUCCCAUCUUACAAAUUACUAUCAGAUGAUUUACAAGAAAAAUUAUUUGCUGUAACUGGCUCUAGACCCUUUGGGGCACCCGAAGGCGAAUUAGUUCCUAACGUUCAAGAUAAAUAUGAGAAAAAAGAUUUUAUAAAAUGGAAAUCAUUAAGACCUAAACUUGAAUUAUUUUUAUGGGAUUGGUUUCACAAUAAUUCACUCCAAUAUGGUGUAAUUCUACACGAAUCAAAACUUGGGCAUGGAAAAAAGGCAGCUUUUAAGUUUUUGAGAGUGCCUCACACUGAUGAGAUCAAAACAAUCACACUUUUAUUAGUACAACCCCAAAAUCGUCAAGAAGCUAUUUAUUAG